CUUCGCUUUGCUAACUAACACUGAUUGCACAACGUGUGAUAAAAGUGCCACUGUGACUUAUUGUUAUUUUUGUUUGUUUUAUUAGUUAUUCAAAUUUUUUUUAUACUUUAUACUUUUUUAUUUCAUUGGAAACAUAAUUUCUCUAAGUGAUCAAAAUGGAUGUGGUACCAAUUCCAACGUCUUCGUCUUAUCUCCCAUCAGGGUAUUUUUACCCGCUUAUAUUUAUUGCUGCGACACUGGCGGCCAUACAUUUUUAUAUGGAAAAUUUGAGGAUUGUUAAAAUGGGAAAUAAAUUACCAGGACCUGCAAAAGUACCAUUUUUCGGUAAUGCAUUAAUAGCAGUAGGAGUUGAUCCCAAAGAUGUACAUAUGGAAAUAAUAAAAUAUUUGCAUUAUGGUCGUGUAAUUCGAGCUUUUCUUGGUACUAAGCUUGUCAUAUUUAUAAUGGACCCACAUGACGUUGAAAUUAUUUUAAGCAGUCAUAUUCAUAUUGAUAAAUCACCUGAGUAUAGAUUUUUCAAACCAUGGCUCGGCGAAGGAUUACUAAUAAGCAAUGGAGAAAAAUGGAAAACACACCGUAAAAUAAUAGCACCAACAUUUCAUCUAAAUGUGCUGAAAACAUUUGUCCCAUUGUUUUAUGAAAAUAGUAUUGAUUUAGUCAAAAGACUUAAAUCAGAAGUAGGAAAAGAGUUUGAUGUCCAUGACUAUUUGUCUGCUGUAACUGUUGAUAUUUUAAUAAAUACCGCAAUGGGUGUACGCGGCCGUAAAAGAGGAAGUACAGGAUUCGACUAUGCAAUGGCUGUUAUGGAUUUGUGUAAUAUUGUGCAUCAGAGACAGUACAACAUAAUGCUGCGAAUUGAUCAAUUAUUCAAAUUUUCCAAAUACGCUAGUAAGCAAGAAGAGCUUCUAAACACAAUUCAUUCAUUAACCGGUGGUGUAAUUAAAACAAAAAAACAAGAGUAUGAAGAAAAAGGUGAAUUGGCUUAUCCAGAAGAGUAUCGCACCCAGAAGAACACGAGUAAUUCAAAAGACGAAAUGGAAAAAUUAAAAGAAUCUACAAUGCGUUAUGCGCGUGAUGAUCUCGAUGAAAUUGAUGAAAAUGACGUUGGAGAAAAAAGAAGGUUAGCAUUUUUAGACCUUCUUCUUGAACUGAAUCGCAAUGGCUCAACACUGACUGAAGAAGAAGUGCGUGAAGAAGUUGACACAAUUAUGUUUGAGGGUCACGAUACCACUGCCGCUGGUUCUAGUUUUACGCUUUGUGUAUUAGGAAUUCACAAAGACAUUCAAGAGAGAGUUUAUGAGGAAUUGAAUGGUAUUUUCAAAGGCUCUGAUCGUCCCUGCACAUUUCAAGAUACUUUGGAGAUGAAAUAUCUUGAACGCGUUAUUAUGGAAUCGCUUCGUAUGUUCCCACCUGUACCAGCUAUUGCUAGACAAUUAAAUCAAGACGUUAAAAUUGCAACCGGUGGAUACGUAUUACCACGUGGAAGUACGGUAAUUAUAACUCCAUACCAAAUUCAUCGUCUGGAGGAAUAUUAUCCAAAUCCAGAAGUCUUUGAUCCUGAUCGAUUUUUACCAGAGUACACCCAAAACCGCCAUUAUUAUGCUUAUGUUCCAUUUAGUGCUGGUCCAAGAUCAUGUGUCGGAAGAAAAUACGCCAUGUUAAAAUUAAAAGUUUUAAUAUCAACAAUUCUUCGAAAUUAUCGUAUCCACUCAAAUGUGAAAGAAAAAGAUUUCAAACUUCAACUAGACAUCAUUUUGAAACGAACAGACGGUUUCAAAAUUGAAAUUGAGCCGAGGAAUUAAACUACUGCCUAAUGAUAUUUUAUUAAACUUGCCAUACUCUCAUCUACUUCACUAUCGAUUGCAAAAAAAAAUCCAUGUACUACUCAUAAGAUAUUUUUAAA
Messenger RNA from Microplitis demolitor, 1903 nucleotides. Its product is annotated as cytochrome P450 4g15. The record is from RefSeq and is a predicted model, not a curated record. Lineage: Eukaryota; Metazoa; Arthropoda; Insecta; Hymenoptera; Braconidae. Bases 156 to 1802 code for a protein of 548 amino acids. The transcript has 9 exons. Gene Ontology annotation, molecular function: monooxygenase activity; iron ion binding; heme binding.